AUGUCGGAAGAAGAACAACAACAAACAAACGAGAAGGUCAUCGACCUUGAAAAGAGAAUGUUUGUCGGAAACAUCGAUUAUGACACCACCGAAGAAGAGCUCAGGGAGUUGAUUACGGGCUUCGACAUCGAAGGCAUUGAGAUUCCCAAGAGGUUUUCUAGGCGAGUGGGAAAGUUGACUGGACGCGGUUUUGCCUUUGUGACAUUUGCCUCUAGCGAGGAAACUGCAAAGGCAAUCACCGAGUUCGAAGGCAAAAAUUUGAAAGGGAGAGACAUCUACUGUAAAUCUGCCAAACUCAAGUCAACUGAAGAGAAGACUAAGAAGAAGAAAGCCAACAAAAAGAAGACUUCCGCUGCUAAGAACAAUGAUGGAACCACCGAAGGUGUUACUAAUACUGCAGUGGAUGGGACUGAGGAGUCCCAAGCUGAUGUCAGUAGCAAUGCCGACUCCGCUUCCGAUUCUGUUGCUGAUUCGAAAGACAAAGAGAACAGCGCUCCCAAUGGCGGCAAGAAGAAGAAGCCUUACAGUAAGAAGAAACAAAAUCCACAUAAAGUUCCCCUUGAACAGGGUACGCCUUCAGAGACUUCGAUCUUCAUCCGUAAUUUGCACCAGGAGGUUGUCACUUCCGAACUGACGGAGUUCCUUUCUGAGUAUGACCCUCAAUGGGUUUCGAUCCCCAGAAGGAAUAUACCCCGUCAUGUUGUUCAAAAACUGAGGAAAGAGAACAUUCCGAUCAGGUCGCGUGGUAUGGCAUUUGUGAGAUUUGCCGACCACGAAACGCAACAACGCGCUCUCAAGGAAUUGAACGGUAAGGAAAUUAAGGGCAAACCAAUUAGCAUCGAUAUUGCCAUUGAUUCCUUCGUGAAGGAGGAACCUAAAGAAUCUAGCGUCAAAGAUGGUGCUGACGUUUCCAUCGUUACUGAUGGAGCUCAGCCGCAGGAUGAGGGAGAAGAGGGCAAGGUAGAGGAGGAAGUAAAGUCCGAGCCGCUCAAACCAUUGGAGUCAACCACCAUUGCUCCAGAAGUGCAAACUACUACAGUGUGA
Molecule: messenger RNA, 1044 nt
Organism: Komagataella phaffii GS115
Lineage: Eukaryota; Fungi; Ascomycota; Pichiomycetes; Pichiales; Pichiaceae
Exons: 1
Coding region: 1-1044 (347 amino acids)
Cellular component (GO): ribonucleoprotein complex; nucleus; cytoplasm
Molecular function (GO): mRNA binding
Source: RefSeq, a predicted model, not a curated record